Lottia gigantea (owl limpet) is the source of this 2741-nucleotide messenger RNA. RefSeq lists its product as hypothetical. Lineage: Eukaryota; Metazoa; Mollusca; Gastropoda; Lottiidae. Gene Ontology annotation, cellular component: nucleus. The transcript has 25 exons. The record is from RefSeq and is a predicted model, not a curated record. The coding region runs from base 1 to 2283 and encodes 760 amino acids. Gene Ontology annotation, biological process: transcription by RNA polymerase II; nucleotide-excision repair; positive regulation of mitotic recombination. Gene Ontology annotation, molecular function: hydrolase activity, acting on acid anhydrides, in phosphorus-containing anhydrides; damaged DNA binding; DNA helicase activity.
AUGAAGUUGAAUAUAGAUGGUCUAUUGGUUUAUUUUCCCUAUGAUUAUAUAUAUCCUGAACAGUAUCUGUAUAUGCUGGAGUUGAAGAAAUCAAUUGAUGCUCAGGGUCACUGUGUAUUGGAAAUGCCUUCAGGAACUGGAAAGACAGUAUCAUUAUUAUCGUUAGUAUUAGCUUACAUGAAGGCUAAUCCAUUGGAGGUUACAAAACUUAUCUACUGCUCUAGAACAGUUCCUGAAUUAGAAAAGGUAGUAGAAGAAUUGAGAAAUUUGGUGAAGUUUUAUGAAACUGAAACAGGACAAGAACAACAGAUUCUGGGGUUAGCUCUCAGCUCCAGAAAGAAUCUAUGCUGUCAUCCUGAGGUGAGUCAAAGUCGAGAUGGUAAAACAGUAGAUGGUCAGUGUCAUCAGUUAACAGCCUCCCAUAUUAGACAGAAACAUAAACACAAUACAGAUAUCCCUGUCUGUUCUUUUUAUGAGGAUUUUGAUGCUCAUGGACGAGAUACUCCUCUGCCACCUGGUGUAUAUAAUCUGGAUGAUUUAAGAGAAUAUGGAAGAACGAAAGGAUUUUGUCCAUAUUUCCUGACAAGACAUGCAAUUCAUCAUGCCAAUAUAGUUGUAUAUAGUUACUAUUAUUUAUUAGACCCUAAAAUAGCAGAACAAGUAUCAAAGGAAUUAUCUAAAAAGGCUGUGGUAAUCUUUGAUGAGGCUCACAAUAUAGAUAAUGUAUGUAUUGAAUCAAUGAGUGUUAAGAUAUCAAAAAGAACGUUAGAAAGAUGUUCUAAUAAUAUAGAAAGUUUAGAUAGACAUAUCAAACGAGUAAAAGAGGGAGAUGAAAAGAAGUUAAAAGAAGAAUAUAAUAGAAUGGUAGAAGGAUUAAGAGAAGCCAAUAUACAGAGAGAAACUGAUGUUAUUUUAGCUAAUCCAGUUUUGCCAGAUGAAAUUCUUCAAGAGGCUGUACCAGGUACAAUCAGAAACGCUGAACAUUUCUUAAGUUUUAUGAAGAGAUUUUUAGAAUAUUUAAAAUCUAGAUUAAGAAUACAACAUGUAGUAUCUGAGUCUCCACCAUCCUUUCUGAAAGAUUGUGCUCAGAAAAUAUGUAUAGAUAGAAAACCAUUGAGAUUUUGUGCUGAGAGACUAGCAUCAUUAAUGAGAACAUUAGAACUAACAGAUAUGGAGAAUUUCUCAGCUUUAAUUUUGUUAUCAAACUUUGCUACACUUGUUAGUACUUAUGCUAAAGGUUUUGUGUUGAUAAUUGAACCAUUUGAUGAUAGAACACCAACUAUCUCCAAUCCUAUAUUAUAUUUUAGUUGUAUGGAUGCCUCUAUAGCUAUUAAACCAGUCUUUGAUAGAUUUCAAACUGUAGUUAUUACUUCUGGAACUUUGUCACCAUUAGAUAUGUACCCUAAGAUAUUAGAUUUCCGUCCUGUUACCAUGGCAACAUUUACCAUGACUCUAGCUAGAACUUGUAUCUGUCCUAUGAUUGUUAGUAAAGGAAAUGAUCAAGUCGCCAUGUCAUCAAAAUUUGAAACAAGAGAAGAUGUUGCUGUAAUCCGUAACUAUGGAAACCUAUUGGUAGAAAUGUGUGGUGCUGUACCUGAUGGAAUCGUGUCAUUUUUUACAAGUUAUAUUUAUAUGGAGAAUGUGGUUGGAGUUUGGUAUGAACAAGGUAUAAUUGACCAGAUCCAGAAACGUAAACUAUUAUUUAUAGAAACACCAGAUGCUGCAGAAACUUCUCUGGCUCUGCUCAAUUAUCAAAAGGCAUGUGAAAAUGGAAGAGGUGCUGUAUUAUUAUCAGUAGCAAGAGGAAAAGUUUCAGAAGGAAUAGAUUUUGAUCACCAUUAUGGAAGAGCUGUUAUUAUGUUUGGUAUUCCCUAUGUUUAUACACAGAGUAGAAUUCUGAAGGCUCGAUUAGAAUAUCUAAGAGAACAGUAUCAAAUUCGUGAGAAUGACUUUCUAACGUUUGAUGCUAUGAGACAUGCAGCUCAAUGUGUGGGGCGAGCUUUAAGAGGAAAAACAGACUAUGGUAUUAUGGUGUUUGCAGAUAAAAGAUUCGCAAGGGCAGAUAAACGUGGUAAACUACCAAGGUGGAUUCAGGAAUAUUUAACUGAUAAUUUAUGUAAUUUAUCAACUGAUGAGGGUCUUCUGGUGGCUAAAAAAUUCUUACGUCAAAUGGCUCAACCAUUUAGUAGGGAAGAUCAACUUGGUCUGUCACUAUUAACUUUAGAACAACUACAGGCAGAAGAUAUGCAGAAAAAACUGGAAUCUAAAAUGCAGUACUUGUGAGAUAACCAUGAUAAUCGGUCAUUGUGAAACACCUUAUGCUCCUCUGCAAUUGGGCUUGUCAUAUUUGCAUUUCUUUAUAAAAGUCCUAGGUUAUUUUGGGAGUAUUUUCAGUGGAUUAAUUUGUAAUAAACUCUGGUUAAUGUAAGACAAGAGGUGCUAGCAAAGCUUCAGUUGAAUAUAUUUCCAGGCUUUUCGAAGUCAGAAGUUUCUAUGUGAAUGGUCAGGCUUCUGUACCUAAAGUAUCUUUUGAUUCAGGACUUGACAGUAUAUUUUGAUAUCAUGGUUGAACCAUUUUAAAACAGAAUUAAUGUUGAUAAUGUACAUUAAAUAAGAUUUGAUGUGUCAAGGGAAAGAACUCUGUAUGUAGAAGAAUGAUCUCUAACCCUGGGAUUUUUGAUGAGACAGAUAUUGGUUGACUAUCCAUGUAGGAGUCAACAGAGAUAAUAAAACAUAUUUAU